Messenger RNA from Prunus persica (peach), 953 nucleotides. Its product is annotated as reticulon-like protein B13. The transcript has 3 exons. The record is from RefSeq and is a predicted model, not a curated record. NCBI's taxonomy places the organism in Eukaryota, Viridiplantae, Streptophyta, Magnoliopsida, Rosales, Rosaceae. Bases 88 to 675 code for a protein of 195 amino acids.
UCCAAAAUUAGCGUGUCUGCUCUUCAUCUUCAUCUUCAUCUCAUCUCAGCUUGAGCUUUGCUCCAGUCAUCAACAUCUAUCACCAACAUGUCUGAUACUUUGAGUGAUAUAAUCCUGUGGAGGAAGAAGAGGCAGAGUUUGCUGACUCUUUUGACAGCAACAGCAACAUGGGUUUUACUCCAAGUCCACCAAUUCAACUUCCUCACUCUGAUUUCAUACCUGGCCAUGUUUAUUGUUGCUUCGUUGUUCCUUUCAGGCAACUUGCUCAGGCUUCUUGGCAAAGCGCCUCCAGACUUGUCAAGAGUGGGAACUUCGGAGAAGUCAGCUUCGGAGAUGGGCAACACCAUUCGAGCAUGGGUCGAAGAGGGAAUUCGAUGGAUGUUUUGGGUUGCUGCAGAGAGAGAAUGGUUUGUAUUUGUUGGAACUGUCUCUGGUUUGUUGCUAGUCUCCCGUGUAGCGACAUCCAUCGAUCUUCUUACCCUUUUAUAUAUAGGUAUUGUCACGGGCAUGACAGUUCCAGCAAUGUAUGUUAAGUACCAGGACAAGAUAGAGUGGGGCGAGGAGAAAUUAAAGGCACAAUUGAAAAGUUAUUACGACAUGGUUGAUGAGAAGGUAGUGAAGAAGAUACAGAACAAGGUGACAGUCCGGGAAGAGAAGGAGAAGAAGGUCGAGUAGCUGCUUAUAAUUUGCAUGCCUUGCUUGGAAAUUAAUUGCAUGUAAAAUUUCUCGAGUAGGUAUCUUGACCUUGUGUGCAAGCUUAGUUGUAAAUUGUGGAUCACUCAUUGAUCAAGCCCAUGCCUUGAUCUUGUGUAUUCUAUAUAUAGUGUACCCGUGUAGUUUCACGAAAAGUAAAUCAAACAAAUAUUAUUGCUUCCUGUUUCCUCUGUGUAAAUUGUAAUUUCCCAAUUCCCCGUUACCCGUUAUAUUCGAUUUCUUGCACUACACUCAAGUUG